AACAUUCAUCUUUCGUCUCGACACGCGCUCCCAAUCCUCCGCGCGGACCUCACUCUGCCCUUCAGUCGCGCGACCGGCUCUCCCGAACAAUCAUCCAACCGGCCCCUUCCACAAUGGCAACACAUCAACCCUUUCCUUCGCGACCAUACACCUCCGGCCUGACACGCGGAACCGGCGGCGCGCAAAACGUGAACACCUUCGGCACAACACCAUACGCCUCUCAGACACCGUUCAAUCCACAACAAUCACAGCAAGUGCCGCUGCCGCAGCAAUCGAACCCUGCGGGACUCGGAGCAACACAACAACAACGCGAAGCGCAGCGCUUAGAACGAGAAAGACAUGAGCGUGCGGAGCGGGAACGGCGAGAAGCUGAAGAGAGGGAAACGCUGGAGCAGUUGUCGGAGGAGCAAAGGGAGGAGAUAAAUGAAGCUUUCUCGCUCUUCGACCUCGACAAAGACUCCCACAUCGACUACCACGAACUCAAAGUCGCGCUGAAAGCCCUCGGCUUCGAAGUCCCCAAAUCCGAACUCCUGCAAAUCCUCCAAUCCCACGGCGUGCCCGCUUCCGCACUGCAGACCUCAGCAAGUACGUCUAAAGCGCCCGUACCACAACAACCGACAUUCUCAGGCCCUUCGCGACUACUGCUCAGUCAUGCGGCGUUCACCUCUGUGGCAGCACAGCGAAUAUUGGCGAGAGACCCGAGGGAGGAGAUCUUGAGGGCUUUUGAGCUAUUCGAUGCAGAUGGCAAGGGCAGAAUCGAGUUGCAGGACUUGAGGAGGGUCGCGAGGGAGUUGGGCGAGGGACUGCAGGAGGAGGAACUGGCGGCGAUGAUUGAGGAGUUUGACAUUAGAGGUGAAGGAGGGAUUGGUAGAGAUGAGUUUGUCGGGAUCUGUAUGGGAGGGUAG
Messenger RNA from Zymoseptoria tritici IPO323, 905 nucleotides. RefSeq lists its product as uncharacterized. The record is from RefSeq and is a predicted model, not a curated record. Gene Ontology annotation, molecular function: calcium ion binding. Gene Ontology annotation, cellular component: cytoplasm. Bases 114 to 905 code for a protein of 263 amino acids. The transcript is spliced from 2 exons. Lineage: Eukaryota; Fungi; Ascomycota; Dothideomycetes; Mycosphaerellales; Mycosphaerellaceae.